AUGCGACAGGCCAUGUCCACUCGCACCUUCGGUGCAUUUCGAAGGGAUGUUCAAAUAGCUCAAGCUUCCGCCGCCCCGUAUUCUUCGUACGGAGGUUCGUCAUCUACCUACGACGACGGUCAGUGGCACGGAGGAUAUUCAUCGGGCAGUUCAUCCGAUCAACAAGCAGGCUCCGGUCAGAGCCAGUCAGGAACUAUGUCUUCAGGUAGUGGGAACACAGGGAGCUCGGGCACAAGCGGAGACUCCUACGGCGCUGGUAGUGCCGCCCAAGCCAGUCCUGUUGCUUCGACAGAGAACUCAGCGUCGUCAUGGUCUGAAGGAAGUUCCGCCAGCAGUGGCCAGGGCAAUACCCAGGGGUGGAGUAGCCAAUAUGUUCAGAACGCACCGUCUCCAUCGGCUACAGCCACCUGGACCAGCAUGACAUUGAGCACCUCCACAACCAGCAAUACCACACCCACUCGCUCGAGCACUACCGAAACCGAAGCCCCCGCCAGUACAACGACAGCCGCCUCUGCUGCAGGUACCUCGCAUGUCGCUACGCCCCAGUCUACCAAGUUGGCCAUGGGGCUGAGUAUUGCAUUGGCUGUCGUGGCCAUCCUAGGCUUCUUUGUGUGGUCAUUGCACCGGAAGAAACGGGCCUUGCAGAGGGCAAUAGCUGGCCACACCGGCCGCAACGAGAAGCCAGACCCUAGUCCACAACAACCGUCAAUGAUGAAGAGAUGUGCCAACAGCAUCUGCAACGGUGCAUCAGCCAUUAAUUUCAAGUCUGCCAAAUCGCGUCUACGUUCGACUUCCAUGCGUCUUCCUGGAGCUCCCAAGGCGGAGUACAAACCAAUCAAGGACUUGGCGCUCAAGGUCUAUGCCAAUGGCCGCGGGAUGCUACGUACAGCAGCGAACAUUGCACGGUCUACCUGGAAGAAGUCGAACGUGCAUGUUCCCCGACCUGCAUCUGAGUAUAUGCACGAUCCCAACAGUGUCGUGCGGGAUGGCUUCCGUCAGAUCCAUCGGUCAUACUUGUCUUUGCCUCAGACACGCAGCAUCAACAACAAUAAGGAUAACAAGGAUAUCCAUCCCGCAUUGCGAGGUCUACAUUCCUCCACUGAGACAUUAGUCGGGGCAGACAUGGGAAGAAUCAAGGAAGUAACCGUGUCCAACACUCCUCCAAAAGAAGAGACUGGCAGGAUUCCAGAGGCCAAUGUCGCUACAGUGGAGACCAUUUCGCGAGGCACAUCGACGAAUUCCAGCUCCCCGGCAGUUUCGAGAAGCCCAACCAUUGAGGUCCCUACUAUCGAAAUACCCACUUCUCCUGGAGCACCUCCAAUUUCAUUGGCUCGUGUGUAUCGCGUCGACAUGGAUUUCCGCCCUGUGAGCCCUGAACACGUUGGACUCAAGGAGGGACAAACGGCUAUCCUACACCUAGUAUACGAAGAUGGAUGGGCAUUGGUCACUGUCCUCGAAACCAACAAAGAAGGCCUCGUCCCACGGGCCUGUUUCUCCGCCCAACCAAUACGGAACCAAGCCCAGUAUCUCGGAAACAACAUCAGUAUCUCGACGGAUCACGUUCCUCGCUCUCCGCGUCCUGCGACUCCCACCUCGCCAUGCGAGUCGACAUCUGAUGGCGAUCUCGGACGGUUCUACUCGAACUGCGUGAGUCCGGAGUUGCCGCCAGUUGACGAUGAGAGACCACAGACGCCGCGGCUGAAGUCUUUGCCGUCGAUUGCGAGUUUCCUGAAAUCACCUCCCAGCUUUAAGAGCAUGGUUUAG
Aspergillus niger is the source of this 1764-nucleotide messenger RNA. RefSeq lists its product as uncharacterized. The transcript is spliced from 3 exons. NCBI's taxonomy places the organism in Eukaryota, Fungi, Ascomycota, Eurotiomycetes, Eurotiales, Aspergillaceae. Gene Ontology annotation, molecular function: protein binding. The coding region runs from base 1 to 1764 and encodes 587 amino acids. The record is from RefSeq and is a predicted model, not a curated record.